GAGAUAAGGUGUCAGUAUUAUUCUGGGCGGAAUAGACACACACCCACGCGCACACACACACACACACAGAUGGCGCACAUACAGGAGUUAUCCAAAUAGAGGCCAUAGCAAAUAUCAGGUCGUUUCGACCACCCGCCCACACACUAAUUGACCUGAAUAAACCUAUUGACCUGAAUAAAUAUAUUGACCUGAGUAAAACCUCACCAGAAGACCACACACGUACGCACACACGCACACACAUAUAUACACACCGAUAUCGACACGCACCCCUCCGUCCCGUUAUACACACAAAGGUGCACACUGUACAGCCGCAUCAUCUCACAAUGGGUUGCCCAGGAGCCCCUCGUACUGCAGGGGCACCAGCACGCCGGGCAACACCUUGACAAACACCCGAUUGAGCUGUACGGGCCUGUUGUCCUUGUCCACACCCACGAUCUUGCUCUCAUCGAUCAGCAUGUUCAUCGGCGGUGGGUUGUCAAACGGGUAUUUCUGCACCAAAACAGCAGAGACCACACAAUGCCAUCCAUCCACCUAUGCCGUCUCUGUCUCUCUCCAUUGCCUGCCCACUUGUCUGCCCAGCAGUGAGACUUCGUCCGGGCAGUCGGUCUUUGAAAUGGAGUAGUCGUAUAUGUACGCCUCGCAGUCGUCGAGCUGCGCCUUCUCGUCGGGCAGCCGGCCGAUGUACGCCUUGGCGGGGAAGAAGGUGAUCUGGCUUUGGGCCAACUGCAGAAACAGACAGACAGACAGACAGACAGACAGACAGGGAGAGAGAGAGAGAGAGAGAGAGAGGGUGGCCGCACACACACACGUACAUUAGACCAUCUGUCGUGUGUGUGUCCAUGGUGGCAGCUCACCUUGGCCCCGUCAAGAGGGUUCAUCAGAGAGAAGAAGAAGUAGAAGUCCUCCCCCUUGCACCUGGUCUUCUGCAUGAAGGACCCUUCCCAGGCCAGCCCAAACAGCUCCCUGUACAAGUCGCCAGCCAAUGACGGGAGCACCGAAUAGAUGACCUCUCCGUAGGCCGGGCCGAGCAGAAAGUCGUCGUCGAUGCAGCCUGCAUGGCAUGAAUGUGCCAGCCCCCUCUCAACAAACACACAGAGAUGCGUCGUGCUGUUCGUGUACGCUUGCCUUUCAAGUAGAUGGCGUCCAGCUCCUCUUUGGUCCGAUUUCUCAGCUCCGACAAGGUGCUGACGGGGUGGUCGUCUUUGUCCAGGCAUCCGCAGUGAGCCAGCGGCACGCAAAGCGCCAGCAGACACGCAAAACCGCGCAUCAUCUGAUCGGCUUCCGG
This is a messenger RNA of Vitrella brassicaformis, 1285 nucleotides long. Lineage: Eukaryota; Vitrellaceae. The record is from the annotation of a GenBank genome assembly.